AUGGCUCCACAGCUGGCGACGGACAAUGAUUUGAAUCAGAUUUUGAAAGAAACGUUUACCACAGAAUUUCGCAAAGGCUACAUCACCGUGAACGGUGUUUGCUUGCCGGAGAGAUUCAACAAAUUUUCCCAGGCGAUCGAGGAUUUUGAAGUGAGAGACGACGAUGUCUGGGUCUGCAGUUUCCCUAAAACUGGUACAACGUGGACUCAGGAAAUGAUCUGGUGCGUCGCGAAUGAUUUCGAUUUCGAAGGUGCAAAGGUUCUGUUACCUGAAAGAUUCCCUUUCUUGGAGCAUUCUGUACUCUUCGAUUACACCACGAUCAUGCCUCGUCAUCCAGAAGUGAAACUACACCGGUUGGUCUCGGAUAGCGUGAACUAUGUGAGCAGUCGGAUCAGUCCAAGAUUCAUCAAGACUCAUUUGCCUUUUCAUUUACUUCCACGUCAGCUUCGAACAGGCAAAAGGAAACCGCGUAUCGUCUACGUUGCCAGGAAUCCAAAAGACACCUGCGUUUCAUAUUAUCAUCAUUGCAGACUGAUGGAAGGUUAUCGCGGCGACUUUAACACUUUUUGUCGUCUAUUUUUGGGUGAAAAACUGUGCUUCACUCCAUUUUGGGACCAUAUUCUUCAGUUUUGGAACAGAAGAGAGGAUAGCAACAUUUUAUUUUUGAAGUACGAAGACUUGAAGUCCGACUUGUCCACGGUGAUCCAAAAGUCGGCGACGUUUCUCAACAAAACCAUGUCCAACGAUCAAGUGAAAGCGCUGUUGGAACAUCUCAGCUUUAACAAUAUGAAAUCCAAUCCGGCAGUGAACUACGAGGAUGCCGUUGAAACGAACAAGAAACUGAAAUUGAUCGACGUCGACGGCGACUUCAUUAGAAGCGGAAAAGUGAAUCAGUGGCAGGGAGAGAUGCCCGAAAGUAUAAUCGAGCGAUUCGAUGAGCUGACGAGGGAAAAAUUGGCUACGAGAAACUUUUUCUUCUGA
Molecule: messenger RNA, 981 nt
Organism: Colletes gigas
Lineage: Eukaryota; Metazoa; Arthropoda; Insecta; Hymenoptera; Colletidae
Product: luciferin sulfotransferase-like
Exons: 5
Coding region: 1-981 (326 amino acids)
Biological process (GO): sulfation
Cellular component (GO): cytoplasm
Molecular function (GO): sulfotransferase activity
Source: RefSeq, a predicted model, not a curated record